Pediculus humanus corporis (human body louse) is the source of this 1107-nucleotide messenger RNA. RefSeq names its product butyrate induced transcript, putative. Gene Ontology annotation, biological process: sphingolipid biosynthetic process; very long-chain fatty acid biosynthetic process; fatty acid elongation. Gene Ontology annotation, molecular function: 3-hydroxyacyl-CoA dehydratase activity. The transcript has 6 exons. The record is from RefSeq and is a predicted model, not a curated record. The coding region runs from base 1 to 1107 and encodes 368 amino acids. NCBI's taxonomy places the organism in Eukaryota, Metazoa, Arthropoda, Insecta, Psocodea, Pediculidae. Gene Ontology annotation, cellular component: endoplasmic reticulum membrane.
AUGGCAGAAAUUUUGAGUCCAUUUGUUUAUUGGGCACAAACAGAGGAUCAGUUAUCAUUGAAAGUUGACUUAAAAGAUGCAAGUAAUGCUGACAUUACCUUAGAAUCAGAGAAAUUAACAUUUUCUGCUGUGGGAAAAGGAGCAAAGGGAGAGCAUAAAUAUGCUUUUUCAUUAAACUUUUUUUCAAAAUUGAAUGCUAGUAAAAGUCAUUAUAGAGUAUUGGAUAGAGAAAUUGAAUUUUCUUUGAAAAAAGCUGAAUUUGGAUUUUGGCCUAGAUUAACAAGAUCACCUCAAAAGCCUGCUUGGCUAAAAGUUGAUUUUGACAAAUGGAAAGUUAAUGAUCCAGAUAUUGAUGAUGAUAAUAACAGAAAUGUUUUAGAUGAUUAUCCAGAAUUAUAUGAUAAGCUGCAAAAGGAAGAAAAAGGCUAUAAAAUAGAGGAAUUUAAAAAAGUAUAUUUAGUUGUUUACAAUUUAUUUCAAUUAGUCGGAUUUUUGUAUAUUCUAAUAGUGAUAGCUGUAAAAUAUUCAAAAAAUGGUUUUAAUUCAGUAUCAGAAACCUAUGAAAAUACUGGGACAAUUAUGAAAUUAUGUCAUCUGUUUAUGUGGCUUGAAGUCCUUCAUCCAGUUUUUGGUUAUACCAAAAGUUCAAUUUUAGCACCUUUUUUGCAGGUUGGUGGCAGAUGUGUAAUUUUAUUUCUCAUGAUAGAAGGUGAACCAAGAAUGCAAACAAAACCUGUUGUUUUCUAUCUUUUUAUCAUUUGGAGCCUUGUCGAAGUUGUUCGUUACAUAUAUUACAUAACGCACUUAAACAAAUUUAAGAUAAAUUUCCUUAAAUGGCUAAGAUAUACUGUGUGGAUCCCUUUGUAUCCACUCGGAAUAUGUUGCGAAGGUGUCAUUAUAUUAAGAAAUAUUCCCUACUUUGAAGAAACAUUUCGAUAUACUGUUUCUUUACCAAACUCAUGGAAUUUUACAUUUCAUUUUCCCACCGCAAUGAGAGUUUAUUUAUUACUUCUAUUUUUUCCUGCUAUGUACGUAGCAAUGUCACACAUGUAUAAAAUUCGAGUGAAAAAAUUAAAGUCGAAAAAUUGGAAGAGUAAAUAUUUUUAA